AUGUCGUUAACCCAAAUAAAGGACACCAGUUUUCUGGGAGGUAGAAUACCAGCUGAAAUCGAGUCGAUGUCAAAAAACUUGAAGGAAGUGGAGCAAGAGCUAUUUAGAAAGUUACUAAAAGCGGUAGUGAAUGCCUUGGAAGGAAAGGACUGCAGAGACACGAUGAAGACAAUCGCAGAGAACAGUGUCAUUCCACAAGAGAAGCUCAGUCACAUUGUAGCUGGGAUGUACAGAUUGUUGUCAGAGGCUGUUCGUAUACCGCAGACAUUACUUAAACAGGAGGCUUUUAAAGAAGAUCUUCGAGAACUGAGGAUACCAGAAGACUUCAUCACAGAUUUCUGCAGUGUGGUCUUUGGGAAUCGUCGUGCAGCUCUAGAAGCCGCAACUUCUCAGAGGGAUCCUCACCUACCUACAUUGGAUGAAUUUAAAUGGAGAGUAGAUGUCGCCAUUUCUACAAGCUCUUUGGCCAGAGCACUGCAGCCUUCUGUCUUGAUGAACAUGAAGCUGUCAAAUGGAAGUGUACACCAAUUUGAGGUGCCAACAUCCAAAUUCCACGAGCUGCGCUACAAUGUUGCUCUUAUCCUCAAAGAGAUGAAUGAUUUGGAGAAGAGGAGCAUUCUCAGGAUUCAAGACUGA
Nerophis lumbriciformis (worm pipefish) is the source of this 636-nucleotide messenger RNA. NCBI's taxonomy places the organism in Eukaryota, Metazoa, Chordata, Actinopteri, Syngnathiformes, Syngnathidae. The record is from RefSeq and is a predicted model, not a curated record.